Messenger RNA from Pichia kudriavzevii, 5658 nucleotides. RefSeq lists its product as uncharacterized. The transcript has a single exon. Gene Ontology annotation, cellular component: 1,3-beta-D-glucan synthase complex; plasma membrane. Gene Ontology annotation, biological process: fungal-type cell wall polysaccharide biosynthetic process; (1->3)-beta-D-glucan biosynthetic process. Gene Ontology annotation, molecular function: 1,3-beta-D-glucan synthase activity. Bases 1 to 5658 code for a protein of 1885 amino acids. Lineage: Eukaryota; Fungi; Ascomycota; Pichiomycetes; Pichiales; Pichiaceae. The record is from RefSeq and is a predicted model, not a curated record.
AUGUCUAGCGACGAUCAUUAUGACCCUAAUCGGUCGCAACAAGGCGGUCAAUACGAUCCAGCCUAUCAAUAUGAUCAACAACAAUACAACCAACAAUAUGAUCCAAAUGUAGCCGCCUAUGGACAAGAAGGAUACGACCCAAAUUAUCAGUAUCAGCAACAACAACCACAACAAGGUGGAUAUUAUGACGAGCAACAAUAUGGAGGUGGUCAAUAUUAUCAAAAUCAACAAGGGGGUGGUUAUUAUGAUCAACCAGGACAACACGAUCCAGAAUCCUAUUCCGAUUUCUCCUAUGGUCCAGGUGGAGUUCCAGGUACUCCUUAUGAUAACGGUAAUGGUAAUGGCGGUUAUGGUGCAAACUAUACUCCUUCUCAAAUGAGUUAUGGAGAUCCAAGAUCUAGUGGCGCUUCAACCCCUUAUUAUGGUGCAGGUGCGAACGGAAUGUAUGAUCAAGGCAUGAUUGCAUUGCCAACCGAUCCGUAUCCUGCAUGGACGGCCGACAAUGAAGCACCAGUGACAAUUGAACAGAUUGAAGAUAUUUUCAUUGAUUUGACUAACAAGUUUGGUUUCCAAAGAGAUUCUAUGAGAAAUAUGUUUGACUAUUUCAUGGUUUUAUUAGAUUCAAGAUCUUCAAGAAUGACACCAGCACAGGCUUUAUUGUCUCUACAUGCCGACUAUAUUGGUGGUGAUGCUGCCAACUAUAAGAAAUGGUACUUUGCUUGUCAAAUGGAUAUUGACGAUAGGGUUGGUUUUGCUAAUAUCGAUCUAGGUAAAAUCAAAAACUCCAAAAAGAAAUCAAAGAAAUCCAUCUUCAAAAGAAGCAAAAAGAACAAGGAAGAACAACCUGUGGAAAAUUCCGAAAAUGUCUUGCAAGAAAUUGAAAAUGAUGAUUCGUUACAAGCAGCAGAUUAUCAAUGGAGAGCCAGAAUGAAUAUCUUGUCCCCAAUGGAAAGAGUCCAGGAUAUUGCCUUAUGGCUUCUGAUUUGGGGUGAGGCUAAUCAAGUUAGAUUUACUCCAGAAUGUCUCUGUUUUAUCUACAAAUGUGCUAAAGACUAUCUUUUAUCAGAUCAAUGUCAGAAUAGACUAGAACCAAUUCCAGAAGGUGAUUAUUUGAAUAGAGUCAUCACUCCAAUAUAUCGUUUCAUUAGAGAUCAAGUUUAUGAAAUUGUUGAUGGCCGUUUUGUAAAGAGAGAAAAUGACCAUAAUAAAGUUGUUGGCUAUGAUGAUGUCAAUCAAUUAUUCUGGUAUCCUCAAGGUCUGGCUAGAAUGCACGUUGGUGAAACAAGAUUAAUUGAUUUACCCCAAGAAGAAAGAUACUUUCAAUUGGGUGAAAUCGAUUGGAACCAAACAUUUGUUAAAACUUAUAAAGAAACAAGAUCUUGGUUGCACGUUGUCACCAAUUUCAAUAGAAUCUGGGUUGCCCACAUUUCUGUUUAUUGGAUGUACUGUGCUUACAAUUCCCCCUCCUUAUAUACACACAACUAUGUCCAAGUUUUGAACAAUCAACCUUUGGCUUCCUCCAGAUGGGCUUCUGCUACAAUUGGUGGUGCUGUUGCCUCUGGUAUCAAUAUUCUGGCUACUUUGUUUGAAUGGAUGUAUGUUCCAAGAUCUUGGGCAGGUGCUCAACACUUGACAAGAAGAUUGGUUUUCUUGAUCAUCCUCUUUGCCGUUAAUCUUGCUCCUGUCAUCUUUGUCUUUGCCUAUGCCGGUUUAACUUAUAAAUCCACUGCUGCAUUGGCCGUUUCCAUUGUGUUCUUUUUUGUUGCCGUUGCAACUAUUGUUUACUUGACUGUCAUGCCUUUGGGUGGUCUGUUUUCGUCAUAUAUGAAGGGCAAUUCAAGAAGAUAUGUUGCUCAGCAAACUUUUACUGCAUCGUUUGCUCCUCUUCAUGGCUUGGAUAGAUAUCUAUCUUAUCUGGUUUGGGUUACUGUUUUUGCUGCUAAAUUCUCCGAAUCUUACUACUUCCUUAUUUUGUCCAUUAGAGAUCCAAUUAGAGAUUUAUCCACAAUGACUAUGAGAUGUCAUGGUGAAAAAUGGUGGGGUAACAAACUUUGUAAACAACAGGCAAGAAUCACGCUUGGUUUGAUGUAUGCAACUGAUCUGAUUUUGUUCUUUUUGGAUACUUAUAUGUGGUACAUUAUUGUCAACACUAUCUUCUCCGUGGGUAGAUCCUUCUACUUGGGUAUUUCCAUCUUAACUCCAUGGAGAAAUAUCUUUUCUAGAUUACCAAAGAGAAUCUAUUCUAAAGUUUUGGCUACAACUGAUAUGGAAAUUAAAUAUAAACCAAAGGUUUUAAUUUCCCAAGUUUGGAACGCCAUUGUGAUCUCAAUGUAUAGAGAACAUUUGUUGGCAAUUGAUCAUGUUCAAAAAUUGUUGUACCAUCAAGUUCCAUCCGAUGUUGAAGGUAAGAGGACUUUGAGGGCCCCAACCUUCUUUGUCUCACAAGAUGAUAACAAUUUUACUACUGAGUUUUUCCCUAAAGAUUCUGAAGCUGAAAGAAGAAUCUCCUUCUUUGCCCAAUCAUUGGCAACCCCAAUUCCAGAACCUUUACCUGUCGAUAAUAUGCCAACUUUCACCGUUUUCACACCUCAUUAUUCCGAAAAGAUCUUGUUAUCCUUGAAGGAAAUUAUUAGAGAAGAUGACCAAUUCUCUAGAGUUACUUUAUUGGAAUACUUGAAACAAUUACAUCCUGUUGAAUGGGAUUGUUUUGUUAAAGAUACCAAGAUCUUGGCUGAAGAAACUGUUGCGUUUGAAGAUGAAAAAGAGGAUGAUGUCAAACAAGAAAUUGACGAUUUGCCAUUCUACUGUAUUGGUUUCAAGUCUGCUGCACCUGAAUACACCUUAAGAACAAGAAUCUGGGCUUCGCUAAGAUCUCAAACUUUGUAUAGAACUGUUUCUGGAUUUAUGAACUAUGCAAGAGCUAUCAAGUUAUUGUAUAGAGUCGAAAAUCCAGAAAUUGUGCAAAUGUUUGGCGGUAAUGCCGAAGGUCUAGAAAGAGAACUAGAGAGAAUGGCAAGAAGAAAGUUCAAAUUUGUUGUUGCUAUGCAAAGAUUGGCCAAGUUCAAGAAGGAAGAAUUAGAAAAUGCCGAAUUCUUACUAAGAGCUUACCCGGAUUUACAAAUUUCUUAUCUUGAUGAGGAACCUCCUUUAGAAGAAGGUGGUGAACCAAGAAUCUAUUCUGCUCUGAUUGACGGUCACUGUGAAAUCAUGUCAAAUGAGAGAAGAAGACCUAAGUUUAGAGUUCAAAUUUCUGGUAAUCCAAUUUUAGGUGAUGGUAAGUCUGAUAACCAAAACCACUCUAUUAUUUUCACCAGAGGUGAAUACCUACAAUUGAUUGAUGCUAAUCAAGAUAACUAUCUUGAGGAAUGUUUGAAGAUUAGAUCUGUUCUUGCUGAAUUUGAAGAAUUAAAUGUCGAACAUGUCAACCCUUAUGCACCUACUCUGUCCAAAGAACCUGUUAAAGUCACUCACCCAGUUGCCAUUGUUGGUGCAAGAGAAUAUAUUUUCUCUGAAAAUGCGGGUGUUCUUGGUGAUAUUGCAGCAGGUAAGGAACAAACUUUCGGUACAUUGUUUGCUAGAACUUUAGCGCAAAUUGGUGGUAAAUUGCAUUAUGGUCACCCUGAUUUCCUUAACUCUAUAUAUAUGUUAACCAGAGGUGGUGUCUCCAAAGCACAGAAAGGUUUACAUUUGAAUGAAGAUAUUUACGCUGGUAUGACUGCAAUGUUGAGAGGUGGUAGAAUCAAGCAUUGUGAAUAUUAUCAAUGUGGUAAGGGUAGAGAUUUGGGUUUUGGUUCCAUUUUGAAUUUCACUACCAAGAUUGGUGCCGGUAUGGGAGAACAAAUGUUAUCUAGAGAAUAUUACUACUUAGGUACGCAAUUACCAUUGGACAGAUUUUUCUCUUUUUACUAUGCCCACUUAGGUUUCCACAUUAAUAACCUGUUUAUUUCUACAUCUUUGCAGAUGUUUAUGUUAACUUUGGUCAAUAUCAACUCAUUAGCCCAUGAAUCCAUUGUCUGUAUCUACGAUAAGAAUAAGCCAAUUACUGAUGUCUUAUAUCCACUAGGUUGUUACAAUUUAGCUCCAGCAAUUGAUUGGAUUAGACGUUAUACAUUAUCCAUUUUCAUUGUCUUCUUUAUCUCGUUUGUUCCUUUGGUUGUUCAAGAAUUAAUUGAAAGGGGUAUUUGGAAAAUGUGUUACAGAUUUAUUAGACAUAUUAGUUCUCUAUCUCCAUUGUUUGAAGUCUUUGUUGCACAAGUCUAUUCUACUGCUUUGAUUAAUGAUGUUUCCAUUGGUGGUGCGAGAUAUAUCGCUACUGGUAGAGGUUUUGCAACUUCCAGAAUUCCAUUCUCUGUUUUGUAUUCCAGAUUUGCAGAAGGUACUAUUUAUGUUGGUGCAAGAUGUUCUAUUAUUUUACUAUUCGGUACUAUUGCACAUUGGCAACCAGCAUUAUUAUGGUUCUGGACCAUCAUUGUUGCAUUGAUGUUCUCGCCAUUUGUUUUCAACCCUCAUCAAUUUGCUCGUGAAGAUUACUUCAUUGAUUACAGAGAUUACAUCAGAUGGUUAUCUAGAGGUAAUACUAAGUGGCACAGAAACUCAUGGAUUGGUUAUGUUAGAUUAGCCAGAUCUAGAGUUACUGGUUUCAAGAGAAAGACAAUUGGUGAUGAAUCUGAAAAGGCUGCUGGUGAUGCACCAAGAGCCCACAGAACUACCGUCUUAAUGUCCGACACUAUUCCAUGUGCUAUUUACUGUGCAGGUUUAUUUGUUGGAUAUACUUUCAUCAAUGCCCAAACCGGUGUUCGUGAUGCAAAGAUGGUCAAUGCGACUUUGAGAUUGAUUAUUUGCGCCUUAGGUCCAAUUGUCAUUAACUGUGGUGUCUUAUUUGUUACCUUGGGUAUGUCGUGCUGUUCCGGUCCAUUAUUUGGUAUGUGUUGUAAGAAAACAGGUGCUGUUAUGGCAGGUAUUGCGCAUGGUGUUGCCGUCAUCGUUCACAUUGUGUUCUACAUUGUUAUGUGGGUUAUGGAAGGUUUCCAUUUUGCGAGAAUGUUGCUUGGUUUAAUUACCAUGAUUUACAUCCAAAGAUUGAUUUUCAAAUGUAUUACCCUGUUUGUUUUGACUAGAGAGUUCAAGAACGAUCACUCCAAUGUUGCGUUCUGGACAGGUAAAUGGUAUGGUUCUGGUUUAGGUCUUGCGGCUUGGUCCCAACCAUCAAGAGAAUUUUGCGCAAAGAUUAUUGAAUUAUCACAUUUUGCGGGUGAUUUUGUUUUAGGUCAUGUUCUAUUGUUUUGCCAAUUACCUCUUGUUUUAAUUCCAACCAUUGACAGGUGGCAUUCUAUGAUGUUAUUUUGGUUGAAGCCAAACAGACAAAUCAGACCUCCAAUUUAUUCUCUGAAACAAGCUAGGUUGAGAAAGAGAAUGAUCAAGAAGUAUUCCGUCUUAUACUAUACUGUUUUAGUCAUUUUUGUUGCCUUGAUUGCUGCACCUGCUGUUGUCGGUGGUUUGAAGAAUGUCAAUGUCACACCAACUGAUUUGCCUGAGUUCGCCGACGGUUUAUUCCAACCUAGACAUCAAAAUAACAAUGAUACAGGUUUUGGUUCUGGUUCAUACCACCCACACUGGACUACUACCACUUCAUUGGUUACUUUCUCUACUAAGAAAUAA